AUGAAGGCGCAUCCUGCUAUCAUGUUUCUACCUCACUACAUUCCGCCAUCUGGAUUUGUUGGCUCACUUUAUAAUCGUUCACCACAGGGCAAAGUCGCGGAGCUUAGAUUGGAAUUAAAUAGUGGUGGGAAGAAGGACAAGAACCAUGCCGCGAAGAAGAUUGCUCUGAAGAAGAUCGUGGCCAAUAUGACCAUGAGCAAUAAUGAUAUGGUAGCCCUGUUUCCGGAUAUUGUUGGCUGUAUGCAAAUACCAAGCUUGGAGAUUAAGAAAAUGUGCUUCUUGUUUUUGGUUAACUAUGCUCGUAUGAAGCCUGAGGUGGCUGUUAAGGCAUUGCCUACUCUGCAAGAGGCAAGUUUCUAUCUCGAUAUGAACGACUCCAAUCCCCUUGUGAGAGCUCUUGCCUUGCGCACGAUGUCAUAUAUCCAUGUCCGAGAUUUCGUCGAGGCCACAGUGCCACCCACAAAGCAACUUCUUCGAGAUGCAGACCCUUAUGUUCGCAAGACGGCCGCUUUCUGUGUCGCAAAACUAUACGAUCAUGACAGGCAUUUGGUUGAGGGCUCCGAUCUUAUUGACAGGCUGAAUUCGAUGUUGAGGGAUGAUAACCCGACGGUGGUGGCUAGUGCGUUGGCAAGUUUAAUGGACAUAUGGGAGAGGAGUGAUGCGAUUAAGCUCACCAUUGACUAUGGAAACGCUUCAAAGAUGGUUCAGAUUCUCCCGGACUGUUCCGAAUGGGGCCAAACAUAUAUUUUGGAAGCCUUAAUGUCAUAUGUUCCACAAGAAUCCUCCGAGGCUUUGUUGCUAGCGGAGCGCAUAUCUCCACGUUUAUCACAUUCAAAUUCUGCAGUCGUCCUUACAUGCAUAAGGGUAGUUCUAUACCUAAUGAACUAUAUUAAUGAUCAGAAGCAAAUUUCGGCAUUAUGUCGGAAGCUUUCGCCUCCUUUAGUCACUCUGUUGGCGAAGGGUCCGGAGGUUCAAUACCUUGCAUUACGGAACGCAUUGUUAAUAUUGCAAAGGAGGCCAGAAGUUCUACGAAACGAUAUUCGAGUAUUUUUCUGCAAAUAUAAUGAUCCUAUCUAUGUCAAAGUUACCAAACUGGAAUUGAUCUUCAUGUUGGCAAAUGAAAAGAACAUCCAAGAGGUUCUUACCGAAUUAAGAGAGUACGCCACAGAAAUUGACGUUCACUUCGUCCGCAAAUCAGUACGAGCAAUCGGAAAGCUUGCUAUCAAAAUCGAGCCUGCGGCUAAACAGUGUAUUAAUACAUUGCUGGAGCUAGUGGCCACAAAAGUCACCUACAUUGUACAAGAAGCAACGGUGGUCAUUCGGAACAUUUUCAGAAAGUACCCUAACCAAUACGAAUCUAUAAUUGGUACAUUGUGCGAGAAUCUGGAUUCUCUAGAUGAGCCUGAAGCUAAGGCAGCCAUGAUUUGGGUUAUUGGACAAUAUGCAUCUCGGAUAGAGAACUCUGAUGUGUUACUCGAAGAUUUCUUAUACUCCUUUGCAGAUGAGCCAGUGGAAGUUCAACUUGCUCUCCUCACUGCGACCGUUAAGCUGUUUAUUCAAAGGCCGACAAAAGGACAAGAACUCGUUCCCAAAGUGUUAAAAUGGGCCACAGAAGACACAGAUAACCCAGAUUUGCGAGACAGAGGCUAUAUGUACUGGCGUCUGCUCUCCUCUGAUAUGGCAACAGCGAAAGCCAUUGUUAUGGGUGAAAAGCCGCCUAUUACUGCUGAAUCGGAGAAACUCGAUCCUGCCACCCUUGAAGAAAUGUGCCUUAACGUUGGUACUCUGGCCACUGUUUAUCUUAAACCCGUCCAACAGGUAUUCCGAUCCGCUCGCCCACGUCGUCUCACAGACUCUCCCGCUUUACAAAAACAGCAUCUUCCAAAUUGGGACAUGGAUUCCCAAAAAUCACUGUCUGCAUUCGGAAACACCCAACCUAUGGUAAAGCCCAAUGGACAAGGCGAUCUAGCUGCAGCAGUUGAUGCAGCGGAUGCUUUUUUCGCCGGAGUUGGUCAACAAAUGGCAAGCAUGAAUUUGAAUGGGCAGGAUGAAGGAUUUGGUGGUAGUCCUAGUGUCGGCCGGAGCGAGAUGCAAUAUGUGGUUAAUCAAAAUGCACCAGAGCAGGUUUAUCAACCAGCAGUGGGACAGGGUUCUAAUGGUGAUUUACUUAUGUUUAAUUGA
This is a messenger RNA of Sclerotinia sclerotiorum 1980 UF-70, 2181 nucleotides long. RefSeq lists its product as hypothetical. The coding region runs from base 1 to 2181 and encodes 726 amino acids. Gene Ontology annotation, cellular component: membrane coat. Gene Ontology annotation, molecular function: clathrin binding. The transcript is spliced from 4 exons. Gene Ontology annotation, biological process: intracellular protein transport; vesicle-mediated transport. NCBI's taxonomy places the organism in Eukaryota, Fungi, Ascomycota, Leotiomycetes, Helotiales, Sclerotiniaceae. The record is from RefSeq and is a predicted model, not a curated record.